Molecule: messenger RNA, 8062 nt
Organism: Ailuropoda melanoleuca (giant panda)
Lineage: Eukaryota; Metazoa; Chordata; Mammalia; Carnivora; Ursidae
Gene: NCKAP5L
Product: NCK associated protein 5 like
Exons: 13
Coding region: 211-4206 (1331 amino acids)
Biological process (GO): microtubule depolymerization; microtubule bundle formation
Cellular component (GO): microtubule plus-end
Source: RefSeq, a predicted model, not a curated record
UGACAUCAAGAGGCGGCCCCAGCACCCCCCUUCUUCUGCCCCCCGCCCCCGAGCCGCGGCCAUGGACCCGGCGGAUCCGUCCUGCCCUGGCCCAGCUCAACACCUGAUUUCGGCGAGGUGACCAUUCUGGCUGCUAGAGUGAGUGUGCCAGCCUGAGCGAGGAGGCAGAGACAGCCUGCCAGGGCGUCUCUCACUUGUUCCCAGGGCCUGAUGUCGGAGGCCAUGGACCAGCCUGCUGAGAGUCCUGGAACGCCAAGGCCGGGAGAGGGUAGUGACAGCAGCACGGAGCCGGGCACCUGCCAGGAGCUCCUGCACCGACUUCGGGAGCUAGAGGCAGAGAACUCGGCGCUUGCCCAGGCCAACGAAAACCAGCGGGAGACCUAUGAGCGCUGUCUAGAUGAGGUUGCCAACCAUGUGGUACAGGCCCUGCUAAACCAGAAGGACCUGCGGGAGGAGUGCAUCAAGCUGAAGAAGAGGGUGUUUGACCUGGAACGGCAGAACCAGAUGCUGAGUGCCUUGUUUCAGCAGAAACUCCAGCUGACGACAGGCUCCCUCCCUCAGAUCCCCCUUACGGCACUCCAGCCGCCAUCAGAGCCACCGGCCUCUCCGUCCCUGAGCUCUGCCGAGGGACCGACCACCUCGCUGCCUCUGGGGCACUGUGCUGGGCAGAGAGAGGUGUGUUGGGAGCGGCAGCUGCGGCCAGGAGGCCCAGGACCCCCGGCCGCCCCACCCCCAGCGCUGGAUGCCCUGUCGCCGUUCCUUCGAAAGAAAGCGCAGAUCCUGGAGGUGCUGAGAGCCCUGGAAGAGACCGACCCCUUGCUUCUUUGCUCGCCUGCCACCCCUUGGCGGCCUCCAGACGAGGGUCCCGGCUCCCCAGAGCCCAUCAACGGCGAGCUGUGUGGCCCCCCUCAGCCUGAACCCUCCUCCUGGGCCCCCUAUCUGCUCCUAGGCCCUGGUAGCCUGGGAGGCCUGCUGCACUGGGAGCGCCUCUUGGGGGGCCCCGGGGAGGAAGAGGGUGCUGGGCGGCCCUGGAGUCCUAGUAGGGGCUCCUCCCAGGCCCAAGGCACUGGCUCUGGGCCACCCUGUGCCCCAGGCAGCAGCUCCUCCUCUUCCUCUGAUGAGGCAGGUGAUCCCAACGAGGCGCCCAGCCCUGACACCCUGCUGGGGGCCCUGGCCCGCAAACAGUUGAACCUGGGCCAGCUCCUUGAGGACACAGAGUCUUACCUACAGGCUUUCUUGGCCGGGGCUGCGGGCCCGCUCAGCGGGGACCAACCGGGUCCUGGGCAGCCAUCUUCCCCAGACCAGGGGCCCCCACAGGUGUCCAAGUCCAAAGGCCUCCCCAAGUCCACUUGGGGUGGGGGUACCCCAGAGGCCCACAGGCCAGGCUUUGGUGCUACCUCAGAGGGCCAGGGGCCCCUCCCCUUCCUCAGCAUGUUCAUGGGUGCGGGUGAUGCCCCCCUGGGCUCCCGGCCUGGCCACCCCUACUCCUCAUCUCAGGUGAAAAGCAAGCUCCAAAUUGGCCCCCCUUCUCCUGGGGAAGCCCAGGGACCCCUUCUACCCUCUCCAGCCAGAGGUCUCAAGUUUCUAAAGCUGCCUCCAGCUUCGGAGAAGGUCCCCAGCCCAGGAGGCCCCCAGCUCAGCCCCCAGCUUCCCCGGAACUCCCGAAUUCCCUGUCGCAACAGUGGCUCUGACGGCAGCCCGUCCCCGCUGCUGGCCCGCAGGGCUCUGGGUGGAGGAGAGCUGUCCCCGGAGGGAGCACAGGGCCUGCCCACCAGCCCUUCCCCCUGCUCCGCAGCCCUGGACUCUGCUCAGCUCAGACCUCCCCAGCCAGCCUUGUCUGCCACACUGUCCCCGGGACCCGUGGUCUCUCCCUGCUAUGAGAACAUCCUGGACCUUUCCCGGAGCACCUUUAGGGGGCCUUCCCCAGAGCCACCUCCAUCCCCACUGCAGGUACCCACCUACCCACAAUUGACUCUGGAGGUGCCACGGGCCCCUGAGGUCCUCAGAAGUCCUGGAGCUCCCCCUAGCCCUUGCCUCCCAGAAUCCUGCUCCUAUGGGAGUGCCCAGGAUAAGAGUUUGGACAAAGCCGGCUCGGAGUCUCCCCAUCCUGGCCGCCGGACCCCCAGCAGCUCAUCCAAGAAGCCCAGCCAGGGGGCAGGGCGGCGACCUGGGGAUCCCGGCUACACCCCUCUGCGGGACAGACUGGCAGCCCUGGGGAAACUGAAGACUGGCCCUGAGGGGCCAGAGAAAAAUGGGGUGCCAGCCAGGCCUGGCACUGAGAAGGUCCGAGGAGCAGGGAGGUCAGGGGAGAGCCCUGGAGACGUGGUGCCUCCCACCGCCAGGCCUACUGAGGGACCAGAAGCCAAGGGGGCCCUGCGGGGGGCAGUGGCCUUAGGCACGAGCAGCCUGAAGCAGCAAGAACCUGGGCUCCUGGGGGACCCCGGGGCCCGAGUCUACUCCUCCCACUCCAUGGGGGCCCGGGUGGACCUGGAGCCCGUCUCACCAAGGAGCUGCCUCACCAAAGUGGAGCUGGCCAAGAGCCGGCUGGCAGGGGCCCUGUGCCCCCAGGUACCCCGCACCCCUGCCAAAGUGCCAACCUCCGCCCCCAGCCUUGGCAAGCCCAAUAAGAGCCCCCAUGGCAGCCCGACGAAGCUACCUUCCAAGUCACCCACCAAGGUGGUACCCCGACCUGUGGCCCCCCCGACCACCAAGGAGCCCCCUAAGCCUGACAAGGGGAAGGGCCCACCUUGGGCAGACUCUGGUGGCACUCCGGCCCAGCCUCUGUCCCCCGCCCCUUGCCCCGCUGAGCCAAGCCAAGGCCCCGAGGGGCGGGCCCCACACUCGGCCAUUGAGGAGAAGGUCAUGAAGGGCAUCGAGGAGAACGUGCUGCGGCUCCAGGGCCAGGAGCGGGCACCAGGCGCCGAGGCCAAGCACCGCAACGCCAGCAGCAUCGCCAGCUGGUUCGGCCUGAAGAAGAGCAAGCUGCCGGCGCUGAACCGCCGCGCGGAGACCGCCAAGAACAAGGAAGGGGCCAGCGGGGGCUCCCCGCUCCGGAAGGAGGUCAAGACGGAGGCCCGGAAGCUGGAGGCCGAGAGCCUCAACAUCUCCAAGCUGAUGGCUAAGGCGGAAGACCUACGCCGGGCCCUGGAGGAGGAGAAGGCCUACCUGAGCAGCCGGGCCCGGCCACGGCCCGGAGGACCGGCACCAGGACCGAGUACGGGGCUGGGGCAGAUGCAGGGCCAGCUGGCUGGCAUGUACCAGGGCGCGGACACCUUCAUGCAGCAGCUUCUCAACAGGGUGGAUGGCAAGGAGCUGUCGCCCAAGAGCUGGCGGGAGCCCAAACCCGAGUAUGGCGAUUUCCAGCCAGUGUCCUCUGACCCCAAGAACCCCUGGCCAGCCUGUGGGCCUCGAAAUGGCCUGGUGGGGCCUCUUCAGGGCUGUGGAAAACCUCCUGGAAAGACGAACAGCGAGCCGGGAAGGCGGGAGGAGAUGCCCUCAGAGGACAGCCUGGCUGAGCCGGUGCCCACCUCACACUUCACAGCCUGUGGCUCCUUGACUCGAACCCUGGACAGUGGCAUUGGGACCUUUCCACCCCCAGACCAUGGCAGCAAUGGGACCCCCAGCAAGAAUCUUCCCAAGACAAAGCCACCACGGCUGGACCCCCCACCCGGAGUGCCCCCAGCUCGGCCCCCACCCCUUACCAAAGUCCCCCGCCGCGCCCACACACUGGAGCGUGAGCUGCCAGGCAUAGAGGAGCUGCUGGUGAGCGGGCGGCACCCUAGCAUGCCAGCCUUCCCCGCACUGCUCGCCGCCGCUCCGGGCCACCGGAGCCAUCAGACCUGCCCUGACGAUCCCUGUGAAGACCCAGGCCCUCCCGCUCCUGUCCAGCUGGCUAAGAACUGGACCUUCCCCAAUGCGAGGGCAGGCAGCAGCUCCACUGACCCUUUUCUAUGCCCGUCCCGACAAUUGGAGGGGCUGCCCAGGACCCCCAUGGCCCUGCCCGUGGACCGGAAGCGGAGCCUGGAGCCCAGCCGCCCAGCCCCCACACCCCAGGGCCCGGCGUUUGGAGGUAGCCGCACGCCCAGCACAUCGGACAUGGGCGAGGAAGGGAGAGUGGCCAGUGGGGGCCCCCCAGGUCUGGAGACCUCAGAGUCUCUCAGCGACUCCCUCUACGAUUCGCUGUCCUCCUGUGGGAGUCAGGGCUGAGGGGCUGCGCCGCACUACAGCCCCUCUCUGGAGUUGAAGACCACGGACUGGACCAGCUCUCCUCGUGCCCCAUCCCUCGGGGCCAGUGGAGCCCUCCCUGCAGGGACCAAGGAGGCAGAUGGAUCAGAAGGUGAAGGGGGUCCCUGACACACCCCACUGCCCGCCGCUGCUGUGGAGGAGAUGACCGCUCUCAGCUCAGGGAGAGACCCCGCCCUUGGUCCCUUCUCUCUCCUGGAGUAAGGCUCUUCCUCCGAGGGCCUGGGGGUUCAAGGUCGCCGCGUCCCGGCCCCCAGCUACCCCUUCAGGCUGAGCCGUCUUGUGGUGCUGGGCUUCCUGCCCCCCAGCUGUGCCAUCUCAGCCCAACCUGGCUGCUCCCUGCCCUGGAGCCCCGCGGGACCUGCCCAGAGUCCCCGUGCCGGUGGAGUUUGGGGGCGAAGGGUCAAGUUGCCUUCUCUCUCUGUCUGCCCUGGCCCUCCCUGCUGUCUGGAUGGUGCUGCCCUCCCCUGCCCCCAUGUCUUUGGGGUCCGUUUGUCUGUCUUUUUGUUGUUUUUUUAUAUUGAAGCGCCUGGCCCAGUCCCCACCCCCAGCCCCGCACUGCGGUUAAUUUAUCUGUCGUUAAGAACUCGGCUGCUCUGCUUCCAGCCUCUGCUUCUGCCCUAUUCCUAAUAAAAUGUGGAGGCCCCUCCCUGCCCUGGACUCCACUUUUUCUGUGGGAGGACUCCGGGGUUGACAGAUGGGCGGAGGCUGCAUGGGCAGCAGAGUGGGGGACCCCGGGGACCUAGACUUUGCCUCAGGUGCCCUGGUGAGGCAGCUCCCUGCCCCCCCCCACCGCCGCCAGCACAGCUGGUGGCGGGGUCACCGGAGGAGGUCACUAAGGGCUGGGGGAGCGGGGCCUGCUUGGUCUGGAAUGCUCCCUGGGGCAGGGGGAUUCCCCUGGGGUAGGGCAGAAGGCUGGGCUGUCUGUGGGGAGGGUGGCCGUGGGCCUGCGCUCAAACUCCUGUACUUACUGGCUGGGAUGGGGUGUGCCAAGUAAGCUGCAGGGGCGGCCGGGUAGACAGAGUUAAGUGUCUGUGGCCUCCCAUUGCCAGAAAGCAAAGCACAGCUGGGUCUCAAACUGUUGCCACCUUUUUUUUUUUUUUUAAAGAUUUUAUUUAUGUAUUUGAGAAAGAGAGCUUGAGUCGGGGAGGGACAGAGGCAGAGGGAGAAGCAGACUUCCCACUGAGCAGGGAGCCCUGAGACAGCUGGGCGAUCCCAGGACUCCAGGGUCAUGACCUGAGCCAAAGGCAGACGCUUAACCCUCUUAACCGACUGAGCCACCCAGGCACCCCCUGUUAUCUCUCCUCAGACAUUGGACUUUCCCCCCAGAUCUUCUUGCCCCUAUUUCUACCUCAGAUUUCUUUUUCUUUCUUUUUUUUUUUUUUUAAGAUGUUAUUUAUUUAUUUGACAGAGAGAGCACAAGCAGGGGGAGCGGCAGACAGAGGGAGAGGGAGAAGCAGGCUCCCUGCCGAGCAAAGAGCCUGAUGAGGGGGGUUCGAUCUCAGGACCCUGGGAUCAUGACCUGAGCCGAAGGCAGACACUUAACCAACGAAGUCACCCAGGCGCCUCUCUACCUCAGAUUUCAACCAGAAGUUCCCCUUGCUCUGAAAUUCUCACUUCAGGAAGGGGAGGCCAAGCGUGAGCCUGUGUGGAAGGGCCUAGGCUUCCAGGAGUUACUUUGUACUCUCCACACAGCCUGACAAGGCCUCGGGGUGGCGGUGGCCUUCUGGCCCUUGGAUUUCCCGUUGGGCAUGGAGGUGGGCAUUACCUGAGGGUAAACCGGGGGGCAGCAAGACCAUCACACCCUGGCCAGCCAAGCUGGGCCUAGGACGGCCUCCUUCCUGCGCAGGUUGUCAGGUAUGGGGUGACUUGUCUAGAGUGCCCACCAGACCGAGCCUGCACUUAGCCUCUCCCCGCGAUAUGUAGUCUGAGGGCCAAUGGGCAGGAUGCACUCGGUACCCCUGGCCUUGUGGCUGCGAUUCUGGACCGUUCAUCACAGGAGUGGGGGCCCUAUGCUGAAUACGUGGUCUGUGUUGGCCCCAUAGCUUGCAGAGCCGAGGUCAGGGGUGCCGGAGCUGGGCCCAUUCACACCUCAGCGACACCACUGGCUGCCGCUCUGUGCUCUGGCCAGCCCAAGGAAGGUGAGGAGGGUGUCAGGGCCUCCCUUUAUACUAGCUCCUUCCAGUGGUGUGUCCAGCCCCGGAAUGCUCCAGAGAGUGGUAGGAGAACUCCCCCAUUAAAAUAAACACCUACUAUACCCCCAGCCUCCUGAUUCCUAACGCCUCCCAGAGCCUCAUCUCAGAGAUGAAGACAUCAAGGCAGGGAAACGCUUAAUGGUUUUCUAAGGCUGAGAAGUGGUGGAGCCCGAUGAGAGUGUUUUCUUUUCAAGUGUGUGUACCUUGCCUUUUUUCUGGCAGGACUUCAAUCUCCUCCUCCCUUUUUGGCCUUGGAUCGCUCCUGAUGGGCAGGGCUUGAGAGCACUAGACGGGACCUCAAGAGUCUUAGCCAUUGAGGCCGGUUUUGUGGGAAAGUGGCAUCCUUGGUUUUCCUUAUCUAUGGAAGGAAGAUGAGAAGGUUGGGCCAGACCACCUUUGUCCUGAGCUCUCUAGUUUGUCCUCUGCCUCCUUUAAUCUGGCCUCUCUCCAUCCCAUUUCACUUGGUUGAUGUCCUGGAAGAAAUGAACAAGUCUUCGAGAAGAGUCAAGUCAGAUAUCUUGGUUUUCUCUGAACGUCCAAAUCCCAUUUUCUCGCUUCCUCCUCCUACCUGCUGUUCCUGUCCUGUUGUCCCUUCUGCGUGUAUGGGCUUGCUAACCUGCCUCUUGCCGCGAGGGCUCAUACAAAGUCCACAUCCUUCUAACUUUUUAUUUCUGGGUUCUUCCAGCGCCUUUCUCUGUUUGAACCUGAUGUAUUACCUCAUUUCCUUGUUCGCACAGAAUUGUGUGCUCGCCGGAUAUUUGCCCGCUGUCCCUUCUGGGAAGGAGUUUGGCAUGGUGGGUUUGACUCUGGACUCCCCCUCUGGCUAGCUGAGACCAAAUGGCCCAUCCGUGUUUCUGGCCCCAGGGUCUGGCCCGUCUGCUGUCAGGGUCUGUUCCGCAGGGUGGCAAAUGCAAGGUGUUGCCUUGGCCCCUGGGGCAGUGUGGGCCAAGCCACAUCAGCCAAGCGGGUUCCUUGGAGCCAGCCCUGCCCUACCGACCGUUCCAAGGUGGGCAGCUCUCAUUCCUAAAUCCCCCCGUGUCCAGCCCACGGAACUGUGUGUGCCCUCCAUCUAGAAUAAUCCGUGGAGGGCGACACACAAGUGAAUCAAAGACGCUCCCGGGGAACCAGCUUCUCCUGAUACUUCAAGGAAGGGUUUGGCUAAAAGGCUACUUGAUCUUCACUAUGACAGAACACUUCCGGUCUUGGUUGGCAACAUCUGCUUGCAGGAUUAAGGUGACCUCACUCUUUUCUCCAUGAACAAUGGGUGAUGUUUGCCUUACCAUUGUGUGUGACCCCUUCUGCUGAAUUUUCCAAACAGAGGAAGCCAUAGCUUCCAGGCCCUCUUUCUCCCCCUUCAAAUGGCAUCAAGACAUCAGCAAAAGACUGACAAGGUUUCAGAUCCACAUCCCCGGGCACCCUGCCUUUUACAGGAAAUGCCCUAAAAUGUUAAAAGGUUUUCUCUGGGUUGCCAAGAGUUUUUAUUGCUAGAUUUUUCUACAAAUAGUAUGCUUUGUUUUCUUUAUCAAACAAGGGUUUAAAAAAGAAACAGUCGGGGCGCCUGGGUAGCGCAGUCGUUAAGCGUCUGCCUUCAGCUCAGGGCGUGAUCCCGGCGUUCCUGGAUCGAG